Erigeron canadensis is the source of this 7572-nucleotide messenger RNA. RefSeq lists its product as uncharacterized. The record is from RefSeq and is a predicted model, not a curated record. Bases 66 to 7301 code for a protein of 2411 amino acids. The transcript is spliced from 16 exons. Gene Ontology annotation, cellular component: RAVE complex. Gene Ontology annotation, molecular function: protein binding. Gene Ontology annotation, biological process: vacuolar acidification. Lineage: Eukaryota; Viridiplantae; Streptophyta; Magnoliopsida; Asterales; Asteraceae.
AACCCAGCUUCAGAUUUACAACUAUUCUUACUUUCACCAGUCACUAAAACCACCAGAAGGCCAUAAUGCACCACCAAACCACCGCCGCCGGAGAUCCCACCACCACCAACUUUCCAUACCAACUGAUCAAAUCCGAAACAAUCCCAUCCGCUCCAACCCGACCCGAAUCCGGAAUCGACUGGUUACCAGACUAUCUGGGUCACACAUGGGUUGCAUAUGCAGCAUCAUCCCUUUUAGUGAUCUCCCACUUUCCAUCUCCAUCGGAAAACAAAAAAGAUCCGUUUUUUCGACAAGUUAUCGAGGUUUCGGGUGAUGGGUCGGGUCAUAUUUCGUCGGUUUCUUGGUGUCCAGCUUCUAGUGGUGAAGUUGCUGCCUCAUUGCAUAAUUGUAUUGGAAUUUUUGCGCAUAAUAAUAUUUCUAAUCAUAUUUCACAACAAGGUUCUUUUUGUUGGGGCCAGACUGCGAUACUUGUGCAAGCCACAAACGUGGAGGCCAUCAAAUGGACAGGUUCAGGAGAUGGUCUAAUCUCAGUUGGAAUUGAUGUUGUCUUGUGGAAAAAGGACUCGUCUUGGGAAAUAGCUUGGAAAUUUAAACCUGAGUUCCCCCAAUCCUUGGUUUCCACUACCUCCUCCAUUGAAGGCCUGUUUGCAACUGCACCCCAAAAUAAAUUGAUAAAUGAAGAUUCAACAUCUGUGUUGAUUUGUCAUGGAAAAUCAAAAUGCAUCAAAGCUGAGCUCCAUCAUCGUGUUCCUGUUUCCAUGAUUCAGUGGAGGCCUUUGGUAGCAAACCAAUGGAAGGAAAAGCCCAAACAUCCAUUAAAGCUGAUAUUAUUAACAAGCUGUGCUGAUGGGACUGUAAGGUUGUGGAGUGAGAUCGAUGAUGGACGGGCCAAGAAGAACGUGAAGAUCCAUAAUGAUCAGAGACCAACCGGGUCAUCUUUUAGGGUUGCUGCAACAAUUGAGAUAAAUCAAGCAGUAAAUGGUAUUCUGGGUUUCGAUGUGUUUGUAAGAUGGGCCACUGAGCUUGAUGGUAUUGUUAAUAUGGGUAAAGAAGGUAGUCAAUAUUUUCCUUCCGAAGACUAUCACCUUGGCAAAGCUGGUAAGUGUGAUUGGUUAAUAUGUUUUGGGCCUAAAAUGCUGGUAACCUUCUGGGCCGUUCACUGUAUCGAUGACAUUUAUCCAUUGAGAUUCCCACGAGUUACCUUGUGGAAAAAACGAGAGAUAUUGGGUUCUAAAGUAGGAACAAGCUUUCCACUAAACAAAUCUGUUAUAUCAAGGAAUGGGUUCUUUGGCCCACCAGAUGUAUCCUCUAUAGUUUACUUAUCACCUUGUAACCAUCUGGUGUGGUCACAAUUUCAUAAAGGCAUAUCAUCAGAUGAUUCCUUAUCGUCUGUUACAAAUGGAACCCUAAACAUAGAAGGUCACACUGGAAAGAUUUUACAAAUUGCAUUACAUCCGUACGGGUGUUAUCCUGAACUAGCAGCUUCUUUAGAUACCAAUGGACUGAUCUUAUUUUGGUCACUUUCCAACAGUGCCAUGGGUUUAUCACCAUUAAACUCCGGCUGCAAACUGUAUGGCCAUUUUGUAGAUCAAGAUUCUCAGUGCAAAUACACCAGUUUGAGGUGGGCUCCUGCAAUAAUAGAUGACCAUAGGGUUCUACUCAUGGGGCAUGCUGGAGGCAUAAAUUGUUUUCUAGUUGGUCAAAAUGAAGAUGUUAUAUCAUGUCAUAAAUUGUGUGCUAUCCCUUUCAUCGGUAAUUCUGAUGAAGAUGCGCCGCCAAGUAUAUGGUCGAUUCCUUUGACUUCUACAUCUAACACCUUCCUAAAUAACAAGUUUAUGGUCUUAGCUAUAUGGAAGUGCCGUCUUCGGGCACUAUCCUGGACUAUCACAAUUAAUCCUUUAGAAGUUGACUUUAACAAAAAUGCAGAAUUUGGUGCAUAUUCUUUUGAAAGUGAUUUUUCUGGGAAUAGAUACUUUACAGUUGUUGAUUGUGGCUCAUCUAAGUUUCCACCCCCGUAUGAGAAUGAUAAUGUUACAAGCUUUGCUGUUCCAUCUCUGCAUAACUUCUAUACAGCUAAAACAGAAGAGCAAGUAUUCAACAAUUAUGCUGCAUAUCACAUGGUUACUGGCUGUUAUGAUGGUAGUUUUAAACUAUGGAGAUGUGUGGCUGCUAAAUCCCUGAAUUUGGAUCAGGAGUGGGAACUAGUGGGUGUAGUUGUUGCUCAGGAGGGCCCCAUCAUAGGAGUAAGUCCAACUGAUUGUGGUCGAAAGAUUGUAACCGUGUCGACCACUGAUGAGUCAAAUGACCAUAGUACCCUCCACAUAUGGGAAUCCGUGUACAUAGGAGAAACUGGGAGUUUUUUACUAGAAGACACUAUACAGAUUCACGGGCGGGUUGUUGCUUUAAAUUGGUUAACAAUAGGUAAUGGUCAGCUACUGCUUGGAGUUUGCUUGCAAAAUGAAUUGCAGGUGUACUCUAUGAGACGCUAUGGGGGUCAGAUUAUAGUUGAAUCAGAAAAAACCGAGAAUAGAAACAUGUGGAUUUGUCUCGCAAAAACUCGUACUCUCCCUGCUAUUCGAGAUUUUAACUGGGGACCUAAAGCAACAGGUGUAAUUGUUCAUGAUAACUAUUUUUGUCUAACCACCCAGUGGUUACUCCCAAGCAACGAAAAGGACAUAUCCAAAUGUAUGCUUCCUGAAAUAUUUAGUGAUUCCGAUACUCAUGAUUUUGAAACAUUGAUAAAUAGAAAUGAACCAUGCCUGACCAGAUAUCCUAUAAAAAUGAACACCGAGAACUGUAUGUCCUAUAAUAUGAGUACAUUGAUUGGUUCUAAGAGAAUCUUGGAAAUAGCAGCACGUGUUGGUGGAUCUCUGCCCUCCUACCUUCCCGAAGCUCUUUUGGUCCAUAUUUAUUCAGGGAAUUGGAAACGUGCACAAAGUGUUCUAAGGCAUCUUGUUGAGCAUCUUACUUCUGAUAAUGUUGCUUCGAAGAGAAAUCCGACUGUUAAUUCUAGCCACAGAAUACCACAAAUCAGCCUCUCAGAAUACGUUGAAGGACUUCCCACUACUAAUAUUAACAAUAAAGCAUUCGCAUGGAGUGGCAAUGCGGAUUUAGGCACAUCUUCGAGCUUUCAGUUUGAUCAACUCGAUUACUCUGCUUGGGGUUCUAAUGGUUCCAGCAAUACAUUCAACUCUAAUUCUACAAAAUCUGGACUGAGUGGACUUAUUGAUUCUCUUGAGAAGUUACAGGACAUUUCAGCUAUCACCAACAUUGAAAAGGUGCAGAUUCUUGCUGUUAAUGAUCUACUUGAUGAAAUUAGUAAUUCAAAUCUGUCUUCACCAUAUAGUGGCCUUGAUGAACCUGGUCGCAGGUUUUGGGUUUCAGUAAGGUUUCAGCAGUUGUAUUCUGUCCGUAGACUUGGGAGAUUGCCAUCAGCGGGGGAGUUGGUCCUUGACUCAACCCUUAUUGCUUGGGCAUUCCACUCUGAUUGUCAAGAAAGUUUGUUUGAAUCUCUUUUGAAUACUGAAUCAUCUUGGCUUGAAAUGCGCAACAUGGGUGUUGGAUUUUGGUACACGAAUAAAUCCCAGUUGCGAGCAAAGAUGGAGAGACUGGCAAAACAGCAAUAUCUGAAAAAUAGAGAUCCAAAGGCAUGUGCACUUCUAUACAUAGCUUUAAACAGGGUGCAAGUUUUGGCAGGCCUUUUUAAAAUCAGCAAAGACGAAAAAGACAAGCCAUUGGUCGCAUUUCUUUCACGCAAUUUUCAGGAUGAGAAAAAUAAAGCUGCUGCAUUAAAAAAUGCGUAUGUGUUAAUGGGCAGACAUCAACUGGAGCUUGCUGUAGCUUUCUUCUUGCUUGGAGGUGAUACAUCUUCUGCUAUCAAUGUCUGCACAAAAACUCUUGGAGAUGAACAGCUUGCUCUUGUAAUUUGUCGUCUUCUUGAAGGGUAUGGUGGGCCAUCAGAACACCAUAUAACAUCGAAGUUCCUGCUACCAUCCGCUUAUGAAAAUGGCGACUACUGGAAAGCAAGCUUUCUGGAGUGGUUAUUAGGUAAUUACUCUAAAUCUUUCCUGAGCAUUCUUGGCGAGCAAGUUAACUCUCCAAGCAAUACCUUCGCUAUCUUGUCCAACCAUGUAGCUUUUAUAGAUCCAAGUGUUGGCCAAUAUUGCUUAAUGUUGGCAACUAAAAACGAGAUGAAGAAUGCUAUUGGUGAAUAUAAUACCACGAUUCUUGGUAGAUGGGCAAUUUUGAUGACCUCAACUGCAUUAAGCAGAUGUGGUUUACCCGUUGAAGCUUUGGAAUGUAUGUCAUCUUCUCUCAGCAUGUUCAGUGUUUCUGAACCAACAAGUACGUCAGAUAGUUUGGAACCGAACAUUCUGAAUGAGAAGCUGAAGCCAUCUUUAUCUUCCUCAAAUUGGGUAUCUGGUGAUGUGGCGUUGUGUAUGCUGUCACUUGUAAAAUACAGUUUUGCAUUGCAAUACAUGACAAAUCUGUUAACAGAACAUCCGAGUUGGCCGGAAAGCAUUACACGAUCAUCUGAAAAUCAUCAGUUUGAUAUGCUGCUUUCAGCUUUUGAAAAGAAAUUUAAUGCAGGAAUUGCAUAUUUUGAGCAGAAGUAUUCCUUGAUUCGCUACCAUCUAAUUAAUAUGAUUAUUGUUUCCUUGUAUAAUCAGGGCCUCAUGUUCAUUGGUUCCCAUAUAUUACAAAAUGAGUGUAUAUCAUUAAAUGGAAAUCCAUCCUACCGUUCACUACCCAUGCUCAUCAUGAAGGCUAUCGAAGAUUUUUCCUAUCUAUAUUCGAGGUAUAACUUGGUUUGUAGGAUGAAUUGCCAUGACACAAAACCACAAUUUGAGGCUAGUGUGAGGGUUGGUGAUACUGGUUGCUGGUUAAGCUCAUACAGAAUUUAUAUGAAGGAUUUGUUGCUGUUGGUUUCAAAGAUAAGAUCUGGACUGAAAUUGCUCUAUGGUUGUUACGCUGAAAAUCUUUUACAGACACCUAUGUUUAUUCUGGAUUUAUGUGAAUACUACAUAUAUUUUGCAUCUGCUUGGUUUCAAAAAGAUUUCAAGAGUCUUUUUCUUGUUUUGAAGCCUGUUUUGCUAACAUUUUCUAGUGAAUCUGUAUCAUUGGAGGCUAACAUGAAAUCUAUGAACAAUAUCCUUCCGGAACUAUCAGAGUGUCUAGAUCAUAAUGAUAUGAUCAGUAACACCACUAGCUCAACAAUUCAUGACCAGAUUGGACAUGCCAUUCCUAAGACUGAUAAAUGGUAUAUUAUACGGGCUUCUUUAUGGGGACUCAUGUCAGGCUUUCUGAAGCAUCAAUGUGAUUUAUUGGCCGAAAAUGUUAAAGAUGAUUUUUCUGUUUCUUCUCCAUGCAAUCUUUCUACCUACCUAUCCAGCUUUACAUUAUCUGAUCAUGAUAAUGACAACACAAAAACACAAUUACAGAUAGUGUCAGCGGUCUUGGUUAAGUUGCUGAAAGUGGAAUCAGAGCAUGCGUCAUCUUAUUGUGCAAAGCAGCUUGCAUCAUUUUUGUUGCAAAAAGUGAAGGACCAGUCAAAUGAAUCUACAAUUUUGUGGUUAGAAGAUCUGUGUAGGUCUACACCAAUAACCAAUUAUCAAGGCCUUGCUCAAGGUGUCGACAUUGAUCUUUCUACAAUAACGAAUAAUGUAGAAGGGUCAUCACCUUUUGAAGUACUGUGGAUUAUGUUUGAUAAUCAAAAAAUGCUAUGUGGAGAUUUUGCAGUGGAAUAUUCCAAGUGGUCACAGCUUAUUAAGCAGAAACAUUCUAGAGGAUGGUGUGAUGCAUAUACAAGCAUUACUGGGGAACAUGAAGCUUCUGAAAAUGACAGUCAAGAAGUUGGAUCACCCAUUGACCCCUUAAGUAGUAAAGACUCGGCUAUGAAGAUGAAACACACUCCUUUUCAGAAACCUAAAGAAGUACAUAGAAUAAAUGGAGAACUACUCGAGGCAUUGUGCAUCAACUCAAUUGAUCAACAGCAAGCUGCAAUUGCUAGCAAUAAAAAGGGAAUAAUUUUCUUUGAUUGGGAAAAUGGGCGAACUUCCUUUGACAAGUCAAACUAUAUCUGGACAGAUGUUGAUUGGCCGACUGAUGGGUGGGCUGGAGCUGAAUCUACACCCAUUCCUACAUGUGUUUCUCCUGGCAUUGGUCUUGGAAGUAGGAAGGGGACCCACCUUGGUUUGGGUGGGGCGACCAUCGGUGUUGGUUUAGCAAGACCAGUAAGCACUUCUAGUCUUGGUUGGGAGAUUCAAGAAGAUUUUGAGGAGUUAAUUGAUCCACCUGCAACUGUAGAUAAUAUUAGGACACGUGCAUUUUCAAGCCACCCUUCUAGACCUUUCUUUUUGGUUGGUUCAAGUAAUACACAUGUAUAUUUAUGGGAGUUUGGUAAAAGUACAGCUACAGCUACAUACGGGGUCCUUCCUGCUGCAAAUGUCCCUCCACCAUAUGCUCUUGCAUCAAUAUCAGCUGUGCAGUUUGAUCAUUGUGGGCAACGAUUUGCUACUGCUGCAUCGGAUGGAACGGUUUGCACAUGGCAGCUCGAAGUUGGUGGAAGGAGCAAUGUUCGUCCAACCGAAUCAUCUCUCUGCUUUAACAACUACACAUCGGAUGUGACAUACGUUACUUCAAGUGGAUCAAUUGUUGCAGCAUCAGGUUAUAGUUCCAACAAUGUUAAUGUAGUUAUAUGGGAUACACUUGCCCCACUUACUACGUCUCGAGCUUCAAUAAUGUGUCAUGAAGGUGGUGCACGCUCAAUUUGUGUUUUUGCUAAUGACAUAGGAAGUGGUUCUAUUUCUCCUCUAAUUGUGACUGGUGGAAAGGGUGGCGAUGUUGGAGUUCAUGAUUUUCGUUACAUAGCUACUGGAAGACCAAAAAAACAUAAGAAUUCAGAUAACAAUGAACAAAAGUUUAAUGCAUCUUCAACGGCAGGCUUGCAAAAUAAACACGGGGACCAGAAUCGAAAUGGGAUGCUUUGGUACAUACCAAAGGCUCAUGCAGGGAGUGUUACCAAGAUAUCAGCUAUCCCAAAUACCAGUUAUUUCUUAACCGGAAGCAAAGAUGGAGACGUUAAGCUUUGGGAUGCUAAGAGGGCCGAGUUAGUAUAUCAUUGGCCAAAAUUGCAUGAUAGACACACCUUCAUUCAACCUAGUUCACGAGGAUUUGGAGGCGUUGUUAGGUUUGAAACGCUGCAGGCUGCUGUGACCGAUAUUCAAGUUGUUUCUGAUGGUUUUCUUUCAUGUGGGGGAGAUGGUUCUGUUAAGCUGGUUCAACUUAGAGAUUUUCUAUAGAUCAUCCCAUGGCCCGUCCCAUGUUCAUCAUAGAACAUCACCAUGGCUCUAUAUGGGCAUGUUUCUAUUUUUUGACGAGCUCCUUUGGGAGUUAUGUGUAGAUUGUAUGUAUAUAUAACUAUAUAAGGUAAAUCAUCCACAUCACCGUCUAAUCGUCUGUCAUAAUUUUUGUACUGGUCCCUGAUAGUUAUAGUCACCGUUGUGGGAUUUUAUUUAGAGUGUAAGAACAAAUUCUUAGUCACUAAAUCAGAAGUACAGUUCUCAUUAUCAA